Messenger RNA from Mesitornis unicolor (brown roatelo), 663 nucleotides. RefSeq names its product fibronectin type III domain containing 4 (gene FNDC4). The record is from RefSeq and is a predicted model, not a curated record. The coding region runs from base 1 to 663 and encodes 220 amino acids. Gene Ontology annotation, molecular function: protein binding. NCBI's taxonomy places the organism in Eukaryota, Metazoa, Chordata, Aves, Mesitornithiformes, Mesitornithidae. The transcript has 6 exons.
AUGGAGCUGAAUGGAGGGAACUCUCUGUCAGAUGAACGUCUGAGCGGCAGCGAAGGUGCCUCAGAUCGGCCACUCGUGAAGAAGUGGCCACCGUCCCCCGUCAACGUGACCGUCACGCAGCUGAAGGCAAACUCUGCCACGGUCUCCUGGGACGUCCCGGAAGGAGACGUGGUCAUCGGCUACGCCAUCUUACAGCAGCGGCAAGACGGGCAGAUGCAGCGCUUCAUCCGGGAGGUGAACACCACCAACCGCGCCUGCGUGCUGUGGGACCUGGCGGAGGACGCCGACUACAUCAUCCAGGUGCAGAGCAUCGGCCUGUACGGGGAGAGCCAGGCCAGCAAGCGCGUCCACUUCCGCACGCUGAAGGAGACCGACCGCCUCCCGUCCAACAGCUCCAACCAAGGCGACAUUACCAUGGAGGGGCUGGACAAGGACAGGCAGCUGCAGACGGGCGAGAUCAUCAUCAUCGUGGCCGUGCUGCUCAUGUGGGCAGCGGUGAUCGCCCUGUUCUGCAGACAGUACGACAUCAUCAAGGACAACGACUCCAACAACAACAAGGAGAAGACGAAGCCAUCCUCGGAGCACAGCACGCCCGAGCGGCCGAGCGGGGGGCUGCUGCGGAGCAAGAAGAAGUCUCCCUCGGUCAAUAUCAUCGAGGUGUGA